AUGGCUCUCCUGCGCCCUCUGCUGACCGCCCUGGCGCUGCUCACCUGCCGCCCUGGAGGCUCUCUGGGCUGUGCCCUGCCUGGGAGCCAGGCGCAGGUUAGCAGGGACAACUUGGUGCUCCUGGGCCAGAUGCGGAGACUGUCCCCUUUCUCGUGCCUGCGGGCCAGAAAAGACUUCCGCUUCCCCCGGGAGAUGCUGGAGGGCGGCCAGCUCCGGGAGGCCCAGGCCGCCGCCGCCGUCCUGCGGGAGCUGCUCCAGCAGACCUUCAACCUGUUGCACACGGAGCGCUCCUCGGCGGCCUGGAGCCCCGCGCCGCUGCACGGACUCCGCUCUGGCCUCCACCGGCAGCUGGAAGCCCUGGACGCCUGCUUGGUGACUCCUCAGGAAAGGGUAGGAGUGGGGGAAGGAAGAAAAGCCACGUUCCCAAGUUUGAUCUUGGCCCUGGAUCAUGGCCAGCAGGGGACGAACUUCCCUGUGAGGGUUUUGUUCUCCCACUCAGUAAACUGGGUUCCCCUGUUUCCCUUCAAGUUCAACACUUAG
This is a messenger RNA of Leopardus geoffroyi (Geoffroy's cat), 540 nucleotides long. Its product is annotated as interferon omega-1-like. Bases 1 to 540 code for a protein of 179 amino acids. The transcript has a single exon. Gene Ontology annotation, biological process: response to exogenous dsRNA; defense response; B cell proliferation. Gene Ontology annotation, molecular function: type I interferon receptor binding; cytokine activity. Gene Ontology annotation, cellular component: extracellular region. Lineage: Eukaryota; Metazoa; Chordata; Mammalia; Carnivora; Felidae. The record is from RefSeq and is a predicted model, not a curated record.